This is a messenger RNA of Anopheles funestus (African malaria mosquito), 5354 nucleotides long. RefSeq names its product S-adenosylmethionine decarboxylase proenzyme (gene SamDC). Bases 551 to 1705 code for a protein of 384 amino acids. The record is from RefSeq and is a predicted model, not a curated record. Gene Ontology annotation, biological process: spermine biosynthetic process; spermidine biosynthetic process. NCBI's taxonomy places the organism in Eukaryota, Metazoa, Arthropoda, Insecta, Diptera, Culicidae. The transcript has 8 exons. Gene Ontology annotation, cellular component: cytosol. Gene Ontology annotation, molecular function: adenosylmethionine decarboxylase activity.
GCAUCGACGCUUCGUCAGUCUUCGUUUUUCUCGUGCGUUGAAAAGACUCGCCCCAACGUCCUCUCUCUCGCGGCUAAGAUCGAUUUUUCUUAGCAGAAUUAAGAAAUCAAGUGCAAACGCAAGGAAAUAAGGAAAAACAGUGGAGUGGUUCCUAAUUUCCUUCCUCCCUUUUUGUGUGAAAGUGCAUCGUUUUCGUUGCUUUUAUUUAAUCCCGAUUUAUGGUUGCACACACGGUUUCGUUCGAUUUUUAGAGCGGUAUCGAACGGAUUCUUCUAGAUCGUUUGGAAGAAAACGAGUAAAGUAGUCAUUUCUUUUUUUUUGUGCAACGUUGAAUUAAAAAAUCCCAAAGCACACACCAUUUCUUGUGCCUAAAAGGCUAUAUGGGCUGGAGCAGUUUUUUUGUGUGAAAAUUAUUGAAAGACUCUCUACGCCGUCCCAGAAACGGACAAUUAUCCUUGAAAGGAAACGCACACCGUCGUCGAAGAGCAGGUGAAUUCGCCAUCAAGCAAAAAGUGUGACAGUACAGAAGCAAGGCAACGGAAUAAGAAGGAUGGCGGAGUCGGAGGAUUUAAGUAGUAGCAGUAGUAACAGUAGUAGUAGGGAGGAUAUGCACUUUUUCGAAGGAGUCGAAAAGCUGUUGGAGAUCUGGUUCGUACCGAACCCAGCGAACAAGAGUGCCGAUCUGCGGAAGAUCCCCAGACCGAUGUGGGAUGCACUGCUGAAAACCGUACGAUGCGAAAUAAUCAGCUUCACCAGAAACGACCAGAUCGAUGCUUAUGUGCUGAGUGAAAGCAGCAUGUUCGUGUCCAAGCGUCGUUGGAUUCUAAAGACAUGCGGUACCACCACACCGCUGCAGUGCUUCGAACCGUUGCUACGCCUGGCAGCGGAAAUUGCCGGUUACGUCGAGAUCGAAGAUUUGUUCUACUCGCGCAAGAACUACAAACGUCCGGAACUGCAGGUGUCUCCACAUCGUGGAUUUGAAGAGGAGGUCGCUUUUCUGGACUCGUUCUUUGAAGAUGGGCGCGCCUAUAGUUUGGGUGCGAUCAAUCGCGACUGCUGGCAUCUCUAUACGCUGAGCCGCGGGGGAGGGGGCUCCAAAAUUCUCAAACGCAACAACCAUCUCCAUCAGCUGAUGGAGCAACACCAUUCAGAGCAGCAGCAUGACGAGCAGCUGUUUGAAGCGUCCAUGCAACCAGAUCCGGAUCAAACGAUCGAGAUCCUGAUGACGGAUCUUGACCCGAACGUAAUGGCCAUCUUCACAAAGGAUGUCUGCACCACAGCCAAAGAGGCUACCCAGAAAUCGGGAAUUCAUCGUCUUCUACCAGGUAUGGUCAUCGAUGACUAUCUUUUUGAUCCGUGUGGCUAUUCCAUGAACGGUAUCUCGAAGAAUUGUGGAAAGAAAUACAAAGAGGGAUGUUACAUGACCAUCCACAUUACGCCGGAACGUGAGUUUUCGUACGUCAGCUUCGAGAGCAAUGUCGCAUCAUCGGAUUACGGCGAGUUGAUCAAACGCGUCAUCCGCACGUUCCAGCCGGGUAAAUUCAUCGUAACCGUGUUUGCAAACAAGACGUCGAUUGCAGCGAAUGCAAACCGCGAGAUCGAACAUCUGGGCAUCAUAGAUCAGUGGAAGCGUCGCGACAUUCAAUACUCGCGUUUCGCCAGCUAUGACCUUACGUACGCCCAAUACUGCAAAUACCCUAGCUGAGGUUUACCGUGCCUAGCUCCACAGGCAGGGGCUAACAUUCCUUCCCCCGUAUCCCUUCCCGUCCUUCCAUCGUCUGAUGCGUUCUCUGACGAUGGUCCUAUCGUUCCCCCUUUUCCGUCCUCUACAACUCGUCCAGAAAAGCGAAACAUUUUGCAUUUCAAACACAACAUCUCCACAACAACGCCUCAGCAUCCGCUACCGAUUGGAUUCGUAAAGUUGAUCUUUGGUAUCUUUUCCGCGCUCACAUCGUUCGGUACUGGCAGUGACCCAGCUAAAAAGCCGUACCCAAUGGCUGGUAAAUCUGAUAAACGCAGUGGAAAAUGUUUCAAGCAGCAGCUGAACAAAGAUCAAAAGCAUCAAGAUGAACUCCAUUCAAUUCCCGACCGUCUUUACUCGUAUCUGCAUCCAUAUCGUGCACUUGGAAACAAAUCUUCUCAGUCGCCACUAUUGAAGAAACAAACGGAAUUUACAUCGCCCAUGUUUAUCGAACAACAGCUCCAGCAGCAGCACCACCACUUGAUGGAUGAAAUGGCCGCUAGGCCGGACUGCGACGAGCUACAGUUCUAUGGGCAGCUGAAGAAACUGCUCGAUCUGCCGGUCCUGUUUGCCAUCUGCCUCGUUCAGCUUAUAUCGUACGUGCUCGUGUUGAAUAUCGAGGAAUGCUCUCCGCUGGUUCUUUUUUCCUGGUGGCGUAACAAGAUAUCCUGAAAUUGACUAGCCGUCGUUGCUCGCCGCAGCCUUCAGUUCUGAUUACAACCGCCACCACCAUCACCUCCAGGAUCAUCGACAUCUUUGCGAUUCGUUUGUUAUGUUGAAUGUUAUUAUUAUUUCAAUAAUAAUACGGUAGCAGCAGUACAAGCAACAGCAAGAUCCGGAUGGAAACCCGAUCGCCGUCAGCAACUGCAGGUUGUAGGGCGGCAAAAAUGCCAAACGCUUGCUAGCCGUUGGUCGCGAGCUACACUUUGUGCGUUUUGUUCCGUUACAAACGAACAGCAAUUUAGGGCGUCUUUGUUGUGUGCAUCAGUAGAUUCUAAGUUUUUCUGCAUUUCACUUGAUCAUUCUUACCGCCGCCCAUUUGAAGCGACCAGCAACAGAAAGAUCAUGAAACGUUGGUGUUUUGGAAAGUUUGCUUCCAUCAAAGGUGAAGGAGACAUUUCAUUAGACCUAACAGAGCAUGAUAAGCAGAAAGAACGUCAACAUUAUGCACCAUCUUCUCUUGGACGUCAUGAAUCUAAGCAGUGGCGAAAACAUCAUUUAAAACGGGGCGCAAAACCGAAAACUUCCAACAUUUCUGCACCACCAACACCACCAGAAUCCACCACCUUAGUGUUAGGAAUAGAAACAUUAGCAGCUGUACUUCGACUCAGUUCACCUUCCGUGCGCAUGAUCGGUUGGGAGGGACACGGAUAUGUUAGUGCGCACCAGGAACAGGUACAACAAGGAAGUCAUUCCGUGGUACUUUACUGUAUAACUUUUCUGAAUAUUGCACGACUUCUUGCACCGGUUCAACCCAUUAUUUUUGCCUUUCUAAUCUCACUCGAUCUGUACUCGUAGCAGCGAUUGUUAGCCUCUUGCAAUCGGAACCUUCGCGGUGAAAUGCCGUUUGCAAUUAGGUAGCAUUUAUUUUUUACCUCCAUUGCGAUGGAUCUAUCAGCUGCGGUUCGGUAGUCUAGAGAAGAAAAAUGCGCCUCACUGACGAUAGCACAAAGAAGCAAGAGUAGAAGACGAUGGAAGAGGGAUGUUUUUUUCCUUUCUUUGUUCAUUUGGGAGUUGCACUCUAGAGGUAGUUCCUCUGGUGAAUUAUUUAAAUUUCUUCCAUUUGCUACCCAUUUCCACCCACCAUUCAUUCCCGGUUGGGAUGCUGUUGACGAUUGAUUGAAAGGUAGUUUCGCUGUUUUAUCAUUCUCAAACACACCCCCACAAAUCAUCCUUUUCUUACCAUUCGAUCAAGAGCAAAAUGAUUAUAAUGCAAGAGAACAUUAAAUAUUACACACACAAAUAUAUACAAAUAUGCUCUAUAGCAAGCUAUAGACGUUACAGAUUAUAUAAAGCGCAACACAUAAGUUUGCAUAAGUUUAAACUAAUCCAUUCAAAUGGAGUGAAAAAACACAUAUUUCAAUGAUAUAUAAAACAGAAAUAACCGAUUUCGAAUAACAACAUCCCUGAAAAGCAUCGUAAAGAAUUUUACAAGAGCAAACAAGAAAAAAAAACAAAAAAAUAAUUGCAAAAAAUGAUUUGUGUUUGACACAGAGCAACAAAAAAAAACGGAGGAACAUUUAAAUGAUAAACAAUUUUAGAGUUAUUUUAUGCUACGAUUCGUAAAGAAUCAUUUAAACAUUCUUAAGCCAGUGUUCGGUACCUCAAUGUAUGGAACAGUUUAAAAUAUGUAGCAGAGGGUUUAACAUUUUCUUUUAUAUGCUUUUAGUAACAAGUUAAUCGAAACAUUGGGGCAUUGUUUAGCAUAACGUGCCUUCAAUUGAUUUUAUUUUCACGUACUCUCUACUAUUGAUUUGCAUUAAGUUUAUAGUAUAGGAAUUUUAGAUUUAUGUACUUCAAUUAUGAGUGUAUUUUUUCAUUUCGUUUAAUUAUUAUUUGAUGUGUUUUUUUGUUUUUAAAUAAAUGGUUUUUGAGUUGGGAAUACGUUUUUGUUAUUUUUUUCUUUUGUAUUCCAGCAUUAUGUGCCGAACGUGUGGCUUAGAAUACAGCACAUUUCCGGUAUCUCUAAAUACAAGCAAUUCGAACCAAAAAAAUUAAAAAAAGAAGAGAUGAAAGAACCGUAUUUUACUAGAAGAAAACAGAAGGUUAACGUAGAAAGCAUAAAAGUAUGUGUAAUAAUGAUAUAGUUGAACCUUGUAUGUCUCCCACGAUGGAAAACAGUUAAAAGCAAACAACAACAAAAAAUGAAGAUAACCGAAAGACUCGAAAGAUGUGCUAAAUUCAGCCUAGCGUUGAUGAUGGUAGACGAAAUGUUCGUAAGGGGAGAAAACUAGGAUUGCAACCUUAACAAAGUAUCUAGUGAUGAACUAAUGGCAAUUGCAUGUGAUUGAACUUAAGUUUAGGAUAGAAAAAGGGCGAAUGCGAAGAAUAGUGUAUGAAGCGAAACCUAGUACACAAUGCUCCUCAGUACGAUGGUGACAAGUUGAUUGACUUUAUUUCGUUUAACUUGAAUUCUUCCUUCAUACUUUCAUAUACGUGGCCAGGGUGAAUGAAUGAACAGUAAAGUACUUUAAUGUUGGAGCAAUGUUCGUUUAACUAUUUUCCUAACAUGAAAUCUUCCACUCAAGUCUUGCUUGCGUAAAUGUGUAUACUUUGUAUGUAAUGAAUAAUUUGUCGUUAGUAUUAAUUUACGCAUUACAGUAACGCACGGCAAAUUCGAAACAAAAUGCGGAUAAGAAAGGAACAUAGAAUAGCUGUGAUGAAUGUGGCCGAGCAAAACCGGACUAAGGUAAAUGUGCGAGAGAAAGCGAGGAACAAUUAGAAAUGAAAGAAACACAUUGAAAUUCAAUCACGCUAAUUAAACUUUAAACAAACCAAACGGUAGCACCGCUUAGCGUAUCUCCCGGCAAAUGCGGAAUAUGUAUUAAAAUUAUGGUUCAUUGAUCGUUUCUGAACUAGAAAGCAAAACAUUUCAAUAAAUGCUCAAAUACGA